Messenger RNA from Rhipicephalus sanguineus (brown dog tick), 5555 nucleotides. RefSeq names its product ABC-type organic anion transporter ABCA8. Gene Ontology annotation, cellular component: intracellular membrane-bounded organelle; membrane. NCBI's taxonomy places the organism in Eukaryota, Metazoa, Arthropoda, Arachnida, Ixodida, Ixodidae. The transcript has 27 exons. Gene Ontology annotation, biological process: transmembrane transport; lipid transport. Gene Ontology annotation, molecular function: ATP binding; ATP hydrolysis activity; lipid carrier activity. Bases 56 to 5398 code for a protein of 1780 amino acids. The record is from RefSeq and is a predicted model, not a curated record.
UCGCGGACCUGCGUAGCGUUCUUAUCGAGCUAUUGAAAGCGUGACACUAUCAGGUAUGCUGCUAUCACAUGUGAACCUGAGCUCGUCCGGAAAGCAGCAGACCGACACGAUGUCGGGCGCCGUGCGGGCCACACGAGAUGAAAUCAUCCUCGAAGACAUGGCCCGAGCUCGUGAAAAUGGAUCAGCGACUACAACACCCAGUGGAGAACGUAGAGCAACCGGUGAAAACAUGGCGGUGCCACGACGUAGCAUGUUCUGGACUCAGCUCAUGGCCCUGAUAUGGCGAAACUACUUACUCAAGAAAACGGAGAAGGCAAAGACCUUCUGGGAGGUGGUGAUGCCGCUGCUCAUGGUGGCCUCGUUAAUGAGCAUACGGAGCGGGCUCAAGCCGAGCUCGAAGCCGCCGCACUACACGCCCAUCGGGCACGUGCGGCUGGUGACGCCGUCGCACCUGUCCCAGCUCACCAACGAGAUCAUGGCGGCGCCAUCCACACCGCAGACAAGGCAGUUCAUGCGGGACGUCAUCGGCUACCUGAACGCCAACACGUACACCAGCGGCUUCAACUACUCCAUGUACAACACCUCCAAGGACAUGGAGGAGGCAUUCCGGCAGAACUCGACGCGAUCCUUAGUGGGCGUGUUCUUUGAAGGCGACGAUCUGACAAGGAACGGCUCCUACCAGCUGCGCUUUCCUCUUCGACACCUACCGUCACCCGAACUGAAGGACGUCGGCAUAGAGAUGUGCCGGAUCAAGCACUUCGUGCAUUCGUCCGACCCGACACUAUGCCCUGCCGGCGCCUACUACUCGAGCGGAUUCAGCGUACUUCAAGCGGCCAUUGACUACACGUUCAUCAAGCUGUGGACCAGGAGCGACGCUCGGCUGCCCGACGUGGUAGUGCGGCUUCUACCCAAGCCGGCCUACGUGGACCCCGGCACCACGUGGCGCACCUUGGUGCCGCUGUACCUCACACUGGCCUUCUCUCCUUUCGUCUCCGUGCUGUGCGUCAACAUCGUGCUCGAGAAAGAGCGCAAGAUCAAGGAGGGCAUGCUCAUGAUGGGCAUGAUGCCGUCCGCCUACUGGACCGCCUGGUCCAUUGUGGAGGCCAUCGUGGUGGCCAACGUGGCGGCCAUCAUGACCCUCAUGGUGUACGUGCUGCGCAUCCUGCCCAACACGGACAUCCUAAUCGUGUUCGUGCUGUCUCUGCUCUACGGACUGACCAUAGUCAUGUUCAGCUUCAUGGCGACGCCCUUCUUCAACAAGUCCAAGGUUGCCGGCUCCGUGGUGGGCCUGAUGAUGCUCCUCUUCAGCUUCUUCUACAUGUUCGCCGUGUUCCUCAAGGGCCGCGUGGCCACGUGGGUGUUCUACGCGGUGGCGCUGCUGUCGCCCGCCGCCUUCACCCUGGGCAUCGAGAAGGUGAGCCAGAUGGACGUCCGGGGAGCCAUGCACUGGGUUGACCUCUUCGACGACGACUUCUCCGUGGGAAGCGCCAUGAUCAUGCUCAGCGUAGACAUAGUCCUGUACGGAUUCCUCGCCUACUACUUCGACGCCAUCGUGCCCGGCGAGUUCGGCCAGCAGCGAAGCCCGUUCUUCAUCUUCAGCUGGCUUGGCUUAGGAGGGAGCCGCAAGUCGACCGAUCCGGACGAUCUGGUCAAGCCGGAGAACAACACGCCCUCUCCCGACGUCGAGGACCGGCCAGCCGAGCUGCUCGGCAGGGAGGCCAUUAAAGUGCAGAACCUGCGCAAGGUGUUCGUCUCGUGGCGCAAGGAGCCCGUGGUGGCCGUGGACGGCGUCAGCCUGACCAUGCACGAGGGACAGAUCGCCGCCCUGCUGGGUCACAACGGCGCCGGCAAGAGCACCCUGCUCAACAUGCUGGUGGGCACCCUCAAGCCCUCGUCCGGCUCGGCGCGCAUCUACGACCUGCACACGGACAAACCCGAAGACGUGGCCCAGAUCCGAUCCAUGCUGGGCGUCUGCCUCCAGGAGGACAUCCUCUUCGACACGCUCACCGCCCGGCAGCACCUGCGCUUCUUCGCACGCAUGAAGGGAGUGCCUCCCAGCAGCAUCGACCUCGAGGUGAAGAACAUCUUGAUUGAGCUGGACCUGGCGGAGAAAGCCGACGUGCAGGCCAUCAAGCUGAGCGGAGGACAGAAGCGCAAGCUCUCAGUCGGAAUCGCCCUCGUCGGGGACCCAAAGAUCGUGUUCCUGGACGAGCCGAGCAGCGGCAUGGACCCGUACUCGAGGCGCCACCUGUGGAGCGAGCUGCAAAAGCGCAAGGAGGGCAAGGUCAUCGUCCUCACCACUCACUUCAUGGACGAGGCAGACAUCCUCGCAGACUGGAAGGCGAUUUUGUGCAAGGGCAAGCUGCGAUGCGCCGGAACGUCCCUUUUCCUCAAGAACCGUUUCGGAAUCGGCUAUCACCUCACCAUGGUGGUCGAUCAGGGCGCGGACAAGAGCCAGAUCAGCCAGCUGGUGCAGCGGUACGUUCCGAGCGUGACGGUGUACCGGUCGACGGGCACCGAGCUGGCCUUCAUCCUGCCCAUGGACUCGACCUACAACUUCGCCAACCUGUUCGCCGCCGUCGAGGAGGCCAUCUCCGAGGGCACGCUGGGCGUGCGCAGCUACGGCAUCUCCAUGACGACGCUCGAGGAGGUCUUCCUCAAGAUGGGCGAGGUCGAGAAGCCCGACGAAGUGCACCUGCGAGACAUUCAGGCGGACAUUGUGUCAUCAACCGUACGCCACACGCCGCCGCCCACGAGGAAAGCACUGUCUAUGGGAAAGCCAGAGGGAGCAGCCGCUUCCGGUUCCGUUUCGCCUACACUUCAGACCAACUACCAGAAGGAGAUCGAAGAGAUGGAGCUGCUCAAGGCCAACAAGGAGACCAUGCCCGUCAGUACGGUGGAGCCCAACGCGCUGCAGGCAUUCAUGGCCUUCUUCAAGGCCCGUCUGCUCCUGUUCGUGCGAGCCCCGAUGCACGUGGUCCCCCUGGUGGUGCUGCCGGUGAUUAUGGUGAUGCUGAGCUACUGCUUCCUCAACAAGAACGAGGUGCCCGUCAACAGGCUGGGAGUCUUCACGGCAGACUUCUACCCGCAGGCGAAGGUCAUACAAGCCUACAGCUCGGCCAACGCACAGAGCGAGCAGGUUCGACUGUACGAGGGGGCAAUGCGCAAGCAGAUGAUGAACGUCUCUUGGCGAAACAACAGCGUCACUCUGGACAACAUCGACCCCAACACCUACUACGCCUCGGUGCCCGAGAACCUUGGCGGGGACUACAAGUACACGAGUCCUCUGACGCUGCUGUUCAACGACUCGCACGUGCACACGCUGCCCAUCCUCCAGUCGCUGACGUUCAACGCUCUCUACGCCGCCCUGGAGAAGAACGAGUCGGUGCUUGAGGAGCGACGGCUGCGGGUCUCCUCGUUCCCGUGGCCCCAGCGCGGAGUCGACAAGGUGUUCGACGCCCAGCUCUACACGUGGACCAUGAUGAUGAGCGUGGUGCUCGCGUACAUGCCCUCCCUCAUCGCCGUCGAGGUGGUCGAGGACAGGCAGAACAAGGUCAAGAACCAGCUCCGUGUAUCCGGCCUACUCUUCUGCGGCUACUGGUUCACGGUGCUUCUAAGUCACGCGGCCUUGUACCUGCUCUCGGUGCUGCUGACGGUGCUGGCCCUGGUGGUGCUGCGGGUACCCUUCCUGACCGAACCCGUGGCCCUGCUCGCCAUCGUAAUCCUGUUCCUCCUCUACGUGCCAGCCUCGCUCAUCGUGUGCUACGUGCUCACGCACCUCUUCAACAAGCACGAGACGGCCAAAGGAGUGCUGCCUUUCCUUGCGUUACUGUGCUCCAUGUUCCCAGCUGUGCCGGUGACCAUCCUGGACAUGAUGGGCUCGUCUCGAAGUGCGACGGCCUUACACUACACCCUAUGUCUGCUCGUACCAUUCUACAUUCCAAACGGCGGCCUCUACUACAUCACCAAGACGUCGGUGAUAAUCGAGACGAAGCUUUCCAACGGCUACGAGGCGGACAAGUGGAUGUUCUUCGACUGGGACAGCAACAUCCUGGUCACGUACGUGGCGUGCGUCAUCCACACGCUGGCCUACUACUUCCUGCUGCGCAUGGCCGACAUCGGCAAGGCCGGGGGCCGCAUGGCGGACGCCUUCUGGAUCACGCGACGCAUCAUCGACAUCACGCCCAACAGCGACCUGCCCGAGAAAGAGGACGCCGACGUCAAGGCCGAGAGGCAGAGGGUCUCCCAGAUGGACAUCAGCCUCAUGCCAAAGCACCGUAACUCAAGGCUCCUGUCUCUGUUUCUGCGAAAAGAAAAGCCCGCAUCGGAGGUCGCAGGGGCCCCCGAACAAAAACCGAUAAAGCCUCCGGUGGUGUACGUGCACGAGCUUCGCAAGGUGUACGAGGAAGGGGCCCGGUGCCGGCCACGCAACCACGUCAAGAUCGCCAUCCGCAACCUGUCCAUGGCCAUCGACAAGGGCGACAUCUUCGGCCUGCUCGGUCCCAACGGUGCCGGCAAGACAUCCACCAUGAAGGUCAUCGUGGGCGAGGAGAGCCCCUCUAGCGGAAGGGUCGCAGUGGGAGGCUUCGAGAUCACGUCGAACCUGUGCCGGGCGUUCAAGAUGCUCGGCUACUGCCCGCAACACGACGCCCUCUGGAACAACCUCACCAUCCGCGAGCACCUACAGCUUUUCGCGGCACUCAGGGGCAUACGCUACAACGAGAUCGAAUCCGUAACCAACUGGCUGAUGGACAAGCUGAACAUCCGCGAGCACGCCGACAAGCGGGCCAAGCAGCUGUCGGGUGGCACCAAGCGCAAGCUGAGCUACGCCAUCAGCAUGCUGGGCAAGCCGCGCAUCGUGCUGCUGGACGAGCCUUCGACGGGCAUGGACCCGCAGUCGAAGCGCUUCCUCUGGGACACCAUCUGCUCGACGUUCCCGCAGGGCGGCGAGCGGGGCGCCCUGCUCACCACGCACUCGAUGGAGGAGGCGGACGCCCUGUGCACCAAGGUGGGCAUCAUGGUGCGCGGCGCCCUGCGCUGCCUGGGCUCCACGCAGCACCUGAAGAACAAGUACGGCGCCGGCUACACGCUCGACAUCAAGAUGCAGCGCCAGGAGGGAGCCUGGGAGAAGAACCUGGGUGACCUGAAGCAGUACGUCAAGAGGGUGUUCCCCUCGGCCACGCUGCGCGAGGGUUUCCAGGACCGGCUCACCUACGACAUCCCGCAGGCCGGCGUCACGUCGCUAGCCAACGUGUUCGUCGCCAUGGACGAAGCCAAAGCAAAGUUCUCUAUAGAAGAGUUCAGCUUUAGCCAAACGACGUUAGAACAGGUGUUCCUGGGAUUCGCCAAAGAGCAGGAGCUCGCCCAGGAAGACGACGACGGUCAGAUUCAUGCCUGAAGAGUGUUUCUUUGUAUGUGCGCGCACCUCCACCGUCCUCCUUUUCUUUUGUGUGUCAUCAUUAUCACAUUGACGCUGCUUAUGCUCGGGUUGGGAUGUCUCAUCGCUGUGUUCGUAAAGAAUAAAUCAUGCGCAUGCCAUUGCCACGCCCAUCCCA